AUGGAAAUCACGUCUCCACUGGGCACAUCCUCCACCCUGGAGCAGGACCCUGUUUCCACAUUGACCGCCGCCCUCCCCAGAACCAGGAGCCCUGAGACACGGCCAGGGCCAGCUUCCGCCGUCACCACUGGACCAAGCCCAGCCAGCACACCCGAGGGGACCAGCACAGGUUCAGGGACAAGCACUGGACAUUCUGAAGGGACAACCGGUGCUGCCACUCAGGUCUCCAAGACACAAGGAAGCUACUCCAGCACCACAUCCACCCAACAGACUACUGGGUCCACGGGGCCACCAGACAUCUCCACAGAAACCAUCACCGGGCCACAUACCUCCACCAUCACGCCUGCCUCAGCAGAAGCGACCAUCACCAGCCCGACAGGUCCUACCGGCUCCAUGUCGCACGCUAACCCAAACUUGGACACAACGACCACCUCCGCCCUGGACGAGGGCCCCUCAGCUGGGAGCCAGGCAUUUCCUCACUCAGAAGUGGCCUCCCUCACGAGCAGGGCUCCUGGGAAGGUGUCAUGGACCACGCAUCCCUGCAGGCAGGAAACCAGCUCUGUCUCUUCCCUGCUGCCCUCUUUCCUUCCCACGUCGUUACCUCCUCCUGCGUCCUCCAUGUCACCUGAGGCUGUUCCCUCCACCUCUCUACCCCUGACUUCUUCCCUCAUCACCCCAGACCUGGGCAAGACCACAGGUGUCUUGGCCUCGAGCUCAGGUCCCCAGGGCACCUCGCCUCCGUCUCUCAGCAGUGUCCCCGCUGACAGCCUGGCCACUGCCGGAGAUACCACAGACACAGGGAGCAUCGCUCCAUCCUCAGACACAGCGGUCACCCAUGUGGGUACCACCACCUCGGGACUUGGACACCACACCUCUGUCCUGGCUACCGUGCAGGCAACGGAAAACACGUCUGCAGCAGGCACCUCCUCCAUGAUGGGGGAGAAACCUGUUUCCACACCAACCAACGCCUUCCCCAGUACCAGCAGCCUUGAGACCCGGCCAAGGCCAGCUUCUGCCAUUAGCCUUGGAAGGAGCCUGGCCAGCACCCACGAGGACACAAUCCCAAGCUCAGGGACAAGCACUGGCCUUUCUCAGGGGCCCACCGGUGCUACCGCUCAGGUUUCCGGGACGGUAGGCAGCUCCUCGAGCGACACAUCCACCCCACAGGCUGCUGCGUCCAUGGCACGACCAGACAUCUACACAGAAACCAUGACUGGGCCACGUAACUCUGCUAUCAAGCCCGGCUCAGCGGAAGCGACCAUCACCAGCCCAACAGGUCCUGCUAGCUCCACGUCACAGGCUAACCCAAACUUGGACACAACAACCACUUCCGCCCUGCACGGAAGCCCCUCAGCAGAGAGCCAGGCAUUGCCUCAAUCAGAAGGGGCUUCCAUCAUGAGCAGGGUGCCCGGGGAGGUGUCGUGGACCACGCAUCCCUACGGGCAGGAAACCAGCUCUGUCUCUUCCCUGCUGCCCUCAUUCCCUCCCACGUCCUCACCUGCUCCUGCCUCCUCCAUGUCGCCAGAGGCUGUUCCCUCCACGUCUCUGCCCCUGACUUCUUCCCUCCUCAUCUCAGGCCUGAGGAAGACCACAGGUGUCUUGGCCACGAACUCAGGUCCCCAGGGCACCUCGCUUCCGUCUCUGAGCAGUGCCCCCGCUGAGAUCCUGGCCACCGCCAGACAGACCACAGGCACAGGGAGCAUCUCUACAUCCUCGGACGCAGCAGUCACCCAUGUGGGGACCACAACUUCUCGUCCUGGACACCACACCUCUGUCCUGGCUACCUUGCAGGCAACGGAAAUCAAGUCUGCACGGGGCACAUCCUCCACCAUGGGGCAGGAACCUGUUUCCACACCGACCGACACCUUCCCCACAACUGGGAGUGCUGAGACCCGGCCAGGGCCAGGUUCCGCCAUCAGCCCUGGACGGAACUCGGCCAGCACCCAGGAGGACAAAAGCGCAGGCUCAGGGACAAGCACUGGCCUUUCUCAGGGGCCCACCGGUGCUGCCACUCAGGUCUCCGAGACAGAACGCAGCUCCUCUAGCACCCCAUCCACCCAACAGCCUGCUGGGUCCACGGCACCACCGCACAUCUCCACAGGAACUAUCACCAGGCCACAUACCUCCGGUAUCACGCCUGCCUCAGCGGAAGCGACGAUCACCAGCCCAGCAGGUCCCGCCGCUUCCACGUCAUACACUAGCCGGACCUUGGACACAAAGACCACGUCCGCCUGGGACGGAAGCCCCUCUGCUGGGAGCCAGGCAUUGCUUCCCUCAGAAGGGACCGCCCUCACGAGCAGGAGGCCUGGGAAGGUGUCAUGGACCACGCAUCCCUCCAUGCAGGAAACCAGCUCUGUCUCUUCCCUGCUGCCCACUUUUCCUCCCACGUCCUCACCUGCUCCUGCCUCCUCCAUGUCACCCAAGGCUGUUCCCUCCACCUCUCUGCCCCUGACUUCCUACCCCCUCACCCCAGGCCUGGGGAAGAUGACAGGUGUGUUGGCCAGGAGCUCAGGUCCCCAGGGCACGUCGCCUCCAUCUCUGAGCAGUGCCCCGCCUCACAUCCUAGCCACCGCUGGACAGACCACAGACACAGGGAGCAUCGCUCCCUCAUCGGACACUGCGGUCACCAAUGUGGGGACCACAGGUUCCAGACCUGGACACCACACCUCUCUCCCAGCUGCCGUGCAGGCAACGGAAAUCACGUCUGCACAGGGCACCUCCUCCACCAUGAGGGAGGAUCCUGAUUCCACACUGACCGCCGCCUUCCCCAGGACCGGGAGCCCUGAGACCCGGCCAGGGCCAGCUUCCGACAUCAGCCCUCGACCGAGCUCGGCCAGCACCCCCGAGCGGACCAGCCCAGGCUCACAGGCAAGCACUGGCCUCUCUGAGGGGCCCACCGGUGCUGCCAGUCAGGUCUCCAGGACAGAAGGCAGCUCCUCCAGAACCACAUUCACCACACAGCCUGCUGGGUCCACGGCACCAACAGACGUCUCCACAGGAACCAUCACCAGGCCACAUACCUCCGAGAUCACGCCUGCCUCAGCGGAAGCGACCAUCACCAGCUCAACAGGUCCUGCCGGCUCCAUGUCACAGGCUAUCCCAAACUUGGAGACAACAACCACCUCUGCCCUGGACGGAAGCCCCUCAGCAGAGAGCCAGGCAUUGCCUCAAUCAGAAGGGGCUUCCCUCACGAGCAGGGUGCCCGGCGUGUUGGCCCUGAGCUCAGGUACCCAGGGCACCUCGACUCCGUCUCUGAGCAGUGCCCCCGCUGACAGCCUGGAAACCGCCGGACAGACCACAGACACAGGGACCAUCGCUCCAUCCUCAGACACAGCGGUCACCCAUGUGGGGACCACCACUUCCAGACGUGGACACGACACCUCUCUCCCAGCUAACUUGCAGGCAACGGAAAUCACGUCUGCACCGGGCACGUCCUCCACCAUGGGGGAGGAACUUGCUUCCACACCGACCACCGCCUUCCCCACGACUGGCAGACCUGAGACCCGUCCACGCCAAGCUUCUGCCAUCAGCCCUGCGUGGAGCCCGGUCAGCGCCGCCAAGGACACAAGCCCAGGCACAGGGACAGGCACUGGCCUUUCUGAGGGGCCCACCAGUGCUGCCACUCAGGUCUCCGGGACAGAAGGCAGCUCCUCCAGCGCCACAUCCACCCCACAGCCUGCUGGAUCCACAGCGCCACCAGACAUCUCCACAGAAACCAUCACCUGGCCCCGUACCUCCCUCUUCACGCCUGUAUCAGCGGAAGCGACCAUCACAAGCCCAAGGAGUCCUGCCGGCUGCAUGUCACACAGCCUGGGGAAGACGACAAGUGUCUUGGCCACGAGCUCAGGUCCCCAGGGCACCUUGCCUCUGUCUCUGAGCAGUGCCCCCGCUGACAGCCUGGCCACCGCCAGAGAUACCACAGACACAGGGAGCAUCGCUCUGUCCUCAGACACAGCGGUCACCCACGUGGGGACCACCACCUCGGAACCUGGACACCACACCUCUGUCCUGGCUACCUUGCAGGCAACGGAAAACACGUCUACACCGGGCACCUCCUCCACGAUGGGGAAGAAACCUGUUUCCACACCAACCAACGCAUUCCUCAGUACCAGGAGCCUUGACACCCGGCCAAGGCCAGCUUCCGCCAUUAGCCUUGGAUGGAGCCCGACCAGCACCCACGAGGACACAAUCCCAAGCUCAGGGACAAGCACUGGCCUUUCUCAGGGGCCCACCGGUGCUACCAGUCAGGUUUGGGGGACAGUAGACAGCUCCUCCAGUGCCACAUCCACCCCACAGGCUGCUUCCACGGCACCAUCAGACAUCUACACAGAAACCAUCACUGGGCCACGUACCUCUGCCAUCACACCUGGCUCAGCGGAAGCGACCAUCACCAGCCCAACAGGUCCUGCCGGCUCCUCGUCACAGGCUAUCCCAAACUUGGACACAACAACCACCUCCCCCCUGGACGGAAGCCCCUCAGCAGAGAGCCAGGCAUUGCCUCAAUCAGAAGGGGCUUCCCUCACGAGCACGGUGCCUGGGGAGGUGUCGUGGUCCACGCAUCCGUACGGGCAGGAAACCAGCUCUGCCUCUUCCCUGGUGCCCUCAUUCUCUCCCACGUCCUCAUGCCUGGGGAAGACCACAGGUGUAUUGGCCACGAACUCCGGUCCCCAGGGCACCUCGCCUCCGUCUCUGAGCAGUGCCCCCGCUGACAGCCUGGCCACCGCCGGACAGACCACAGACACAGGGAGCAUCACUACAUCCUUGGACGCAGCAGUCACCCAUGUGGGGACCACAACUUCCGGUCCUGGACUCCACACCUCUGUCCUGGCUACCUUGCAGGCAACGGAAAUCAAGUCUGCACGGGGCACCUCCUCCACCAUGGGGAAGGAACCUGUUUCCACACCGACCGACACCUUCCCCACAACUGGGAGUGCUGAGACCCAGCCAGGGCCAGCUUCUGCCAUCAGCCCUGUAUGGAGCUCGCCCAGCACCCAGGAGGACAAAAGCGCAGGCUCAGGGACAAGCACUGGCCUUUCUCAUGGGCCCACCGGUGCUGCCACUCAGGUCUCCGGGACAGAACACAGCUCCUCUAGUGCCCCAUCCACCCAAAAGCCUGCCGGGUCCAUGGCACCACCGGACAUCUCCACAGCAACUAUCACCAGGCCACAUACCUCCGCUAUCACGCCUGCCUCAGCGGAAGCGACCAUCACCAGCCCAACAGGUCCCGCCGCUUCCACGUCAUAUGCUAGCCGGACCUUGGACACAAGGACCACGUCCGCCUGGGACGGAAGACCCUCUGCUGGGAGCCAGGCAUUGCUUCCCUCAGAAGGGACCGCUCUCACGAGCAGGAGGCCUGGGAAGGUGUCAUGGACCACGCAUCCCUCCAGGCAGGAAACCAGCGCUGUCUCUUCCCUGCUGCCCUCUUUUCCUCCCACGUCCUCACCUGCUCCUGCCUCCUCCAAGUCACCCAAGGCUGUUCCCUCCACCUCUCUGCCCCUGACUUCAUACCCCCUCAACCCAGGCCUGGGGAAGACGACAGGUGUGUUGGCCAGGACCUCAGGUCCCCAGGGAACCUCGCCUCCAUCUCUGAGCAGUGCCCCGCCUGACAGCCUGGCCACCGCCGAACAGACCACAGACACAGAGACCAUCGCUCCGUCCUCGGACACAGCGGUCACCCAUGUGGGGACCACCACAUCCGGUCCUGGACAGCAGACCUCCGUCCUGGCUACCUUGCAGGCAAUGGAAAUCACGUCUGCACCGGGCACCUUCUCCACCAUGGAGGAGGAACCUGUUUCCACACCGACCGCCGCCUUCCCCAUGACCGGGAGAGCUCAGACCUGGCCAAGGCCGGCUUCCGCCGUCAGUCCUGGACCCAGCCCAGCCAGCACACCCGAGGGGACCAGCACAGGUUCAGGGACAAUCACUGGACUCUCAAAAGGGCCCACCGGUGCUGCCACUCAGGUCUCCAAGACACAAGGCAACUCCUCCAGCACCACAUCCACCCCACAGCCUGCUGGGUCCACGGCGCCAACAGACAUCUCCACAGAAACCAUCACCGGGCCACAUACCCCCGCCAUCACGCCUGCCUCUGCGGAAGCGACCAUCACCAGCCCGACAGGUCUUGCCGAAUUCACGUCACACGCUAGUCCAACCAUGGACACAACGACCACGUCCGCCCAGGUCGGAAUCCCCUCUGCUGGGAGCCAGGCAUUGCUUCCCUCAGAAGGGACCGCUCUUAUGAGCAGGAGGCCCGGGAAGCUGUCAUGGACCACGCAUCCCUCCAGGCAGGAAACCAGCUCUGUCUCUUCCCUGCUGCCCUCUUUCCCACCCAGGUCCUCACCUGCUCCUACCUCUUCCAUGUCACCCAAGGCUGUUCCCUCUCUGCCCCUGACUCCUUCCCUCAUCACCACAGGCCUGGGGAAGACCACAGGUGUGUUGCCCUCGAGCUCAGGUCCCCAGGGCACCUCGCCUCCAUCUAUGAGCAGUGCCCUGCCUGACAUCCUAGCCACCAUUGGACAGACCACAGAAACAGGGAGCAUCGCUCCAUUCUCGGACACAGCGGUCACCCAUGUGGGAACCACCACUUCAAGACCUGGGCACCACACCUUUCUCCCAGCUACCUUGCAGGCAACGGAAAUCACGUCUGCGGGGGGCAUGUCCUCCAUGAUGGGGGAGGAACCUGUUUCCACAAUGACGGCCGCCUUCCCCAUGACUGGGAGCACUGACACCUGGCCAGGGCCAGCUUACACCAUUAGCCCUGGACCAAGCCCAGCCAGCACCCCGGAGGGGAACAGCCCAGGCUCGGGUACAAGCACUGGACUUUCUGAGGGGCUCACCAGUGCUGCCACUCAGGUCUCCGGGACAGAAGGCAGCUCCUCCAGCGCCACAUCCACCCCACAGCCUGCUGGGUCCACAGGGCCACCAGACAUCUCCACAGAAAGCACCACCGGGCCACGUACCUCUGCCAUCACACCUGCCUCAGCGGAACAGACCAUCACCAGCCCAACAGGUCCCGCUGGUUCCACGUCACACGCUAGACUUACCUUGAACACAACGACCACCUCGGACUGGGAUGGAAACCCCUCUUCUGGGAGCCAGACAUUGUUUCCCUUAGAAGGGACUGCCCUUAUGAGCCUGGGGAAGUCCACAGGCAUGUUGGCCACGAGCUCAGGUCCCCAGGGCACCUCGCCUCCAUCUCUGAGCAGUGCCCCCGCUGAAAGCCUGGCCACCGCGGAACAGACCACAGACACAGGGAGCAUCGCUCCAUCCUCGGACACAGCGCUCUCCCAUGUGGGGACCACCACUUCCAGACCUGGACACCACACCUCUCUCCUGGCGACCUUGCAGGCAAAGGAAAUCACGUCUGCACCGGGCACCUCCUCCACUAUGGGUGAGAAACCAGUUUCCACACUGAGCGCCGCUUUCCCCAGUACCAGGAGCCCUGAGACCUGGCCAGGGCCAGCUUCUGCCGUCAGCCCUAGACCGAGCCCAGCCAGCACACCCGAGGGGACCAGCACAGGCAUAUGGACAAGCACUGGCCCUUCUGAGAGCCCCACCGGUGCUUCCACUCAGGUCCACGGGACAGAAGGCAGCCCCUCCAGCGCCACAUCCACCACACAGCCUGCUGGGUCCAUGACACUACCAGACAUCUCCAUAGAAACCAUCACCGGGCCACGUACCUCUGCCAUCACACCAGGCCCAGUGGAAACGACCAUCACCAGCCCAACGGGUCCUGCCGGCUCCAGGUCACAGGCUAACCCAAACUUGCACACAACCAUCUCUGCCCUCGACAGAAACCCCUCAGCAGAGAGCCAGGCAUUGCCUCAAUCAGAAGGGGCUUCCCUCACGAGCAGGGUGCCCGGGGAGGUGUCAUGGACCACGCAUCCCUAUGAGCAGAAAACUAGCUCGGGCUCUUCCCUGCUGCCCUCUUUCCUUCCCACGUCCUCACGUCCUCCUGCCUCCUCCAUGACACUCAAGGCUGUUCCCUCCACCUCUCUGCCCCUGAUUUCUUCCCUCCUCACCCUAGGCCUGGGCAAGACCACAGGUGUGUUGGCCACGACCUCAGGUCCCCAGGGCACCUCACCUCUGUCUCUCAGCAGUGCCCCGAUUAACAGCCUGGCCACCGCCGGAGAUACCACAGACUCAGGGAGCAUCGCUCCGUCCUCGGACACAGCGGUCACCCAUGUGGGGACCACCCCUUCCGGUCCUGGACACCACACCUCUGUCCUGGCUACCUGGCAGGCAACGGAAAUUACGUCUGCAACGGGCACCGCCUCGACCAUGGGGGAGGAACCUAUUUCCACACCGACCGCCACCUUCUCCAUAAUUGGGAGCACUCAGACCGGGCCAGGGCCAGCUUUCACCAUCAGCCCUGAAUGGAGCCCGGGCAGCACCGAGGAGGACAAAAGCCCAGGCUCAGGGACAAGCACUGGCCUUUCUGAGAGGGUCACUGGUGCUACCACUCAGGUCUCAGGGUCAGAAAGCAGUUUCUCCAACACCACAUCCACCCCACAGCCUGCUGGCUCCACGGCGCCACCUGACAUCUCCACAGAAACCAUCACCGGGCCAGGUACCUCCGCCAUCCCGCCUGGCCCAGAGGAAGCGACCAUCACCAGCCCAAUGAGUCCUCCCGGGUCAACGUCACUGGCUACCCCGACCUUGGACACAACAACCACGUCCGCCCUGGACGAGGGCUCCUCAGCUGGGAGCCAGGCAUUUCCUCACUCAGAAGUGGCCUCCCUCAAGAGCAGGGCGCCCGGAAAGGUGUCAGGGACCACACAUCCCUACGGGCAGGAAACCACCUCUGUCUCUUCCCUGAUCCACUCUUUCCCUCCCACAUCCUCACCUGCUCCUGCCUCCUCCAUGUCACCCGAGGCUGUUCCCUCCACCUCUCUGCCCCUGACUUCUUCCCUCCUCACCCCAGGCCAGGGGAAGACCACAGGUGUGUUGGCCACGAACUCAGGUACCCAGGGCACCUCGCCUCCGUCUCUGAGCAGUGCCCCCGCUGACAGCCUGGCCACCGCUGGACAGACCACAGACACAGGGAGCAUUGCUCCGUCCUCGGACACAGCGGUCACCCAUGUGGGUACCACCAAUUCCGGUCCUGGACACCACAUCUCUGUCCUGGCUACUGUGCAGGCAAUGGAAAUCACGUCUCCACCGAGCACCUCCUCCACGAUGGGGGAGAAACCUGUUUCCACACCAACCAACGCAUUCUUCAGUACCAGGAGCCUUGAGACCCGGCCAAGGCCAGCUUCCACCAUUAGCCUUGGAUGGAGCCCGGCCAGCACCCACGAGGACACAAUCCCAAGCUUAGGGACAAGCACUGGCCUUUCUCAGGGGCCCACCGGUGCUACCACUCAGGUUUCCGGGACGGUAGGCAGCUCCUCGAGCGACACAUCCACCCCACAGGCUGCUGCGUCCACGGCACCACCAGACAUCUCCACAGGAACCAUCACCAGGCCACAUACCUCUGCCAUCAUGCCUGCCUCAGCGGAAGCGACCAUCACCAGCUCAACAGGUCCUGCCGGCUCCACGUCACAGGCUAUCCCAAACUUGGACACAACAACCACCUCUGCCCUGGACGGAAGCCCCUCAGCAGAGAGCCAGGCAUUGCCUCAAUCAGAAGGGGCUUCCCUCCCGAGCAGGGUGCCCAGUGAGGUGUCAUGGACCAUGCAUCCCUACGGGCAGGAAACCAGCUCUGUCUCUUUCCAGCUGCCCUCUAUCCCUCCAACGUCUUCACCUGUUCCUGCCUCCUCCAUGUCACCCGAGGCUGUUCCCUCCACCUCUCUGCCCCUGACUUCUUCCCUCCUCACUCUAGUCCUGGGGAAGACCACAGGCGUGUUGGCCCUGAGCUCAGGUACCCAGGGCACCUCGACUCCGUCUCUGAGCAGUGCCCCCGCUGACAGCCUGGAAACCGCCGGACAGACCACAGACACAGGGACCAUCGCUCCAUCCUCGGACACAGCGGUCACCCAUGUGGGGACCACCACUUCCAGACGUGAAUACGAGACCUCUCUCCCAGCUAACUUGCAGGCAACGGAAAUCACGUCUGCACCGGGCACGUCCUCCACCAUGGGGGAGGAACUUGCUUCCACACCGACCACCGCCUUCCCCACGACUGGCAGACCUGAGACCCGUCCACGCCAAGCUUCUGCCAUCAGCACUGCAUGGAGCCUGGUCAGCACCGCCAAGGACACAAGCCCAGGCACAGGUACAGGCACUGGCCUUUCUGAGGGGCCCACCAGUGCUGCCACUCAGGUCUCCGGGAGAGAAGGCAGCUCCUCCAGCGCCACAUCCACCCCACAGCCUGCUGGGUCCACAGCGCCACCAGACAUCUCCACAGAAACCAUCACCUGGCCCCGUACCUCCAUCUUCACGCCUGCAUCAGCGGAAGCGACCAUCAUGAGCCCAAGGAGUCCUGCUGGCUCCACGUCACACGCUAGCCCGACCUUGGACACAAUGACGACCUCCACCUGGGAUGGAAACCCCUCUGCUGGGAGCCAGGCAUUGCUUCCCUCCGAAGGGAGUGCCCUCACAAAUAGGAGGCCCGGGACUGUGUCAUGGACCACGCAUCCCUCCAGACAUGAAACCAGCUCUGUCUCUUCCUUGCUUUCCUCUUUCCCAAACACAUCCUCACCUACUCUUGCUUCCUCCAUGUCUCCAGAGGCUGUUCCCUCCACCUCUCUUCCCCUGACUUCUUCCCUCCUCACCCCAGGCCUGGGGAAGACCACAAGUGUGUUGGCCACAAGCUCAGGUCCCCAGGGCACCUCGCCUACACAUCUGAGAAGUGCCCCCGCCUACAGCCUGGCCACUGGCAGAGAUACCACAGACACAGGGAGCAUCGCUCCAUCCUCGGACACAGUGGUCACCCAUGUGGGGACCACCACUUCCAGACCUGGGCACCACACCUUUCUCCCAGCUACCUUGCAGGCAACGGAAAUCAUGUCUGCAGGGGGCACGUCCUACAUGAUGGGGGAGGAACCUGUUUCCACAAAGACGGCUGCCUUCCCAACGACUAGCAGCGCUGACACCUGGCCAGGGUCAGCUUCCACGCUCAGCCCUGGACCAAGCCCAGCCAGCACCCCCGAGGGGACCAGCCCAGGCUCAGGGACAAGCACUGGACUUUCUGAGGGGCCCACCAGUGCUGCCACUCAGGUCUCUGGGACAGAAGGCAGCUCCUCCAGUGCCACAUCCACCCUACAGCCUGCUGGGUCCACAGGGCCACCAGACAUCUCCACAGAAACCAUCACCGGGCCACGUACCUCCGCCAUCACACCUGCCUCAGCGGAACAGACCAUCACCAGCCCAACAGGUCCCGCUGGUUCCACGUCACAUGCUAGACCGACCUUGGACACAACGACCACCUCGGACUGGGUUAGAAGCCCCUCUGCUGGGAGCCAGGCAUUGGUUCCCUCAGAAGGGACCGCCCUUAUGAGCAGGAGGCCCGGGAAGGUGUCAUGGACCACACAUCCCUCCAGGCAGGAAACCAGCUCUGUCUCUUCCCAGCUGCCCUCUUUCCCACCCAGGUCCUCACCUGCUCCUGCCUCCUCCAUGUCACCCGGGGCUGUUCCCUCCACCUCUCUGCCCCUGACUUCAUCCCUCCUCACCCCAGGCCUGAAGAAGUCCACAGGCGUGUUGGCCACGAGCUCAGGUCCCCAGGGCACCUCUCCUCCGUCUCUCAGCAGUGCCCCGGCUGACAGCCUGGCCACCGCCGGACAGAUCACAGACACAAGGAGCAUCGCUCCAUCCUCGGACACAGCGGUCACCCAUGUGGGGACCACCACUUCCAGACCUGGACACCACACCUCUCUCCUGGUGACCCUGCAGGCAACGGAAAUCACGUCUGCACCAGGCACCACCUCCACUAUGUGGGAGAAACCUGUUUCCACACUGACCGCCGCUUUCCCCAGUACCAGGAGCCCUGAGACCCGGCCAGGGCCAGCUUCUGCCAUCAGCCCUAGACUGAGCCCAGCCAGCACACCCGAGGGGACCAGCCCAGGGUCACGGACAAGCACUGGCCGUUCUGAGAGCCCCACUGGUGCUGCCAUUCAGGUCUACGGGACAGAAGGCAGCCCCUCCAGCGCCACAUACACCACACAGCCUGCUGGGUCCAUGGCACCACCAGAUGUCUCCAUAGAAACCAUCACCGGGCCAGGUACCUCUGCCAUCACACCUGGCACAGCAGAAACGAUCAUCACCAGCCCAACGGGUCCUGCCGGCUCCAGGUCACAGGCUAACCCAAACUUGCACACAACAACCAUCUCCACCCUGAACGGAAGCCCCUCAGCAGAGAGCCAGGCAUUGCCUGAAUCAGAAGGGGCUUCCCUUACAAGCAGGGUGCCGAGGGAGGUGACAUGGACCACGCAUCCCUAUGGGCAGGAAACUAGCUCGGUGUCUUCCCUGCUGCUCUCUUUCCUUCCCACGUCCUCACGUCCUCCUGCCUCCUCCAUGACACUCGAGCUGGUUCCCUCCACCUCUCUGCCCCUGACUUCCUACCCCCUCACCCCAGGCCUGGGGAAGAUGACAGGUGUGUUGGCCAGGACCUCAGGUCCCCAGGGAACCUCGCCUCCUUCUCUGAGCAGUGCCCUGCCUGACAGCCUGGCCACCGCCGAACAGACCACAGACACAGGGAGCAUCGCUCCGUCCUCCGACACAGUGGUCACCCAUGUGGGGACCACCCCUUCAGGUCCUGGACUCCACACCUCUGUCCUGGCUACCUUGCAGGCAACGGAAAUUACGUCUGCACCGGGCACCGCCUCCAACAUGGGGGAAGAACCUAUUUCCACACCGACCGCCACCUUCCCCAUAAUUGGGAGCACUCAGACCCAGCCAGGGCCAGCUUUUGCCAUCAGCCCUGCAUGGAGCCCGGGCAGCACCCAGGAGGACAAAAGCCCAGGCUCAGGGACAAGCACUGGCCUUUCUCAGGGGCUCACUGGUGCUACCACUCAAGUCUCCGGGACAGAAAGCAGUUCCUCCAACACCACAUCCACCCCACAGCCUGCUGGGUCCACGGCGCCACCAGACAUCUCCACAGAAACCAUCACUGGGCCAGGUACCUCCGCCAUCCCGACUGGCCCAGCGGAAGCGACCAUCACCAGCCCAAUGAGUCCUCCCAGCUCGACGUCACUGGCUACCCGGACCUUGGACACAACAACCACGUCCGCCCUGCACAGGGUCCCCUCAGCUGGGAGCCAGGCAUUUCCUCACUCAGAAGUGGCCUCCCUCAUUAGCAGGGCACCCGGAAAGGUGUCAGGGGCCACACAUCCCUAUGGGCAGGAAACCACCUCUGUCUCUUCCCUGCUGCCCUCUUUCCCUCCCACAUCCUCACCUACUCCUGCCUCCUCCAUGUCACCCGAGGCUGUUCCCUCCACCUCUCUGCCCCUGACUUCUUCCCUCCUCACCCCAGGCCAGGGGAAGACCACAGGUGUGUUGGCCACGAACUCAGGUACCCAGGGCACCUCGCCUCCGUCUCUGAGCAGUGCCCCCACUGACAGCCUGGCCACCGACGGACAGACCACAGACACAGGGAACAUGCCUCCGUCCUCGGACACAGCGGUCACCCAUGUGGGGACCACCAAUUCUGGUCCUGGACACCACACCUCUGUCCUGGCUACCUUGCAGGCAACGGAAAUCACGUCUCCACUGGGCACGUCCUCCACAAUGGAGCAGGACCCUGUUUCCACAUUGACCGCCGCCUUUCCCAUGACCGGGAGUGCUCAGACCCGGCCAGGGACAGCUUGUGCCGUCACCCCUGGACCAAGCCCAGCCAGCACAACCGAGGGGACUAGCACAGGUUCAGGGACAAGCACUGGACUUCCUAAAUGGGCCACCGGUGCUGCCAAUCAGGUCUCGGAGACACAAGGAAGCUCCUCCAGCACCACAUCCACCCCACAGACUGCUGGGUCCACGGUGCCACCAGACAUCUCCACAGAAGCCAUCACCGGGCCACAUACCUCCACCAUCACGCCUGCCUCAGCAGAAGCGACCAUCACCAGUCCGACAGGUCCUGCCGGCUCCACGUCACAGGCUAACCCAAACUUGGACACACCGACCACCUCUGCCCUGGACGAGGGCGCCUCAGCUGGGAGCCUGGCAUUUCCUAACUCAGAAGUGGCCUCCCUCACCAGCAGGGCUCCCGGGAAGGUGUCAUGGACCACGCAUCCCUCCAGGCAGGAAACCAGCUCUGUCUCUUCCCUGCUGCCCUCUUUCAUUCCCACGUCCUUACCUCCUCUUGGCUCCUCCAUGUCCCCUGAGGCUGUUCCCUCCACCUCUCUGCCCCUGACUUUUACCCUCCUCACCCCAGUCCUGGGCAAGACCACAGGUGUGUUGGCCUCGAGCUCAGGACCCCAGGGCACCUCGCCUUCGUCUCUGAGCAGUGUCCCGGCUGACAGCCUGGCCACCGCUGGACAGACCACAGACACAGGGAGCAUCGCUCCGUCCUCGGACACAGCGGUCACCCAUGUGGGGUCCACCCCUUCCGGUCCUGGACACCACACCUCUGUCCUGGCUACCAUGCAGGCAACGGAAAUCACGUCUGCACCCGGCACCUCCUCCACGAUGGGGGAGAAACCUGUUUCCACACCAACCAACGCAUUCCCCAGUACCAGGAGCCUUGAGACCCGGCCAGGGCCAGCUUCCGCCAUUAGUCUUGGUUGGAGCCCGGCCAGCACCCAUGAGGACACAAUCCCAAGCUCAGGGACAAGCACUGGCCUUUCUCAGGUGCCCACCAGUGCUACCACUCAGGUUUCCGGGACAGUAGACAGCUCCUCCAGUGCCACAUCCACCCCACAGGCUGCUGCGUCCACGGCACCACCAGACAUCUACAUAGAAACCAUCACUGGGCCACGUAACUCUGCUAUCAAGUCCGGCUCAGCGGAAGCGACCAUCACCAGCCCAACAGGUCCUGCUGGCUCCACGUCACAGGUUAUCCCAAACUUGGACACAACAACCACCUCCGCCCUGGAUGGAAGCCCCUCAGCAGAGAGCCAGGCAUUGCCUCAAUCAGAAGGGGCUUCCCUCACGAGCACGGUGCCCGGUGAGGUGUCAUGGACCACGCAUCCCUACGGGCAGCAAACCAGCUCUGUCUCUUCCCUGGUGCCCUCAUUCUCUCCAACGUCUUCACCUGUUCCUGCCUCCUCCAUGUCACCCGAGGCUGUUCCCUCCACCUCUCUGCCCCUGACUUCUUCCCUCCUCACCCCUGGCCUGGGGAAGACCACAGGUGUAUUGGCCACGAACUCAGGUCCCCAGGGCACCUCGCCUCCGUCUCUGAGCAGUGCCCCAGCUGACAGCCUGGCCACCGCCGGACAGACCACAGACACAGGGAGCAUCACUACAUCCUCGGACACAGCAGUCACCCAAGUGGGGACCACAACUUCCGGUCCUGGACACCACACCUCUGUCCUGGCUACCUUGCAGGCAACGGAAAUCAAGUCUGCAUGGGACACAUCCUCCACCAUGGGGGAGGAACCUGUUUCCACACCGACCGACACCUUCCCCACAACUUUGAGUGCUGAGACCCGGCCAGGGCCAGCUUCCGCCAUGAGCCUUGGGUGGAGCUUGGCCAGCACCAAGGAGGAUAAAAGCCCAGGCUCAGGGACAAGCACUGGCCUUUCUCAGGGGCCCACCGGUGCUGCCACUCAGGUCUCCGGGACAAAACGCAGCUCCUCUAGCACCCCAUCCACCCAACAGCCUGCAGGAUCCACAGCACCACCAGACAUCUCCACAGCAACUAUCACCAGGCCACAUACCUCCGCCAUCACACCUGCCUCAGCAGAAGCGACCAUCACCAGCCCAGCAGGUCCCGCCGGUUCCACGUCAUACGCUAGACGGACCUUGGACACAACGACCACGUCCGCCUGGGACGGAAGCCCCUCUGCUGGGAGCCAGGCAUUGCUUCCCUCAGAAGGGACUGCCCUCACGAGCAGGAGGCCUGGGAAGGUGUCAUGGACCACGCAUCCCUCCAGGCAGGAAACCAGUUCUGUCUCUUCCCUGCUACCCUCUUUCCCUCAGACGUCCUCACCUGCUCCUGCCUCCUCCAUGUCACCCAAGGCUGUUUCCUCCACCUCUCUGCCCCUGACUUCCUACCCCCUCACUCCAGGCCUGGGGAAGAUGACAGGUGUGUUGGCCACGAGCUCAGGUCCCCAGGGAACCCCGCCUCCGUCUCUCAGCAGUGCCCCGCCUGACAUCCUAGCCACCGCCGGACAGACCACAGACACAGGGAGCAUCGCUCCGUCCUCGGACACAGUGGUCACCCAUGUGGGGACCACCACUUCCAGACCUGGACACCUCACCUCUCUCCCAGCUGAAUUGCAGGCAACGAAAAUCACGUCUGCACAGGGCACCACCUUCACCAUGAGGGAGGAACCUGAUUCCACACUGACCGCCGCCUUCCCCACGACUGGCAGACCUGACACCCGGCCACACCCAGCUUCUGCCAUCAGCCCUGCAUGGAGUCCGGUCAGCAACGCCGAGGACACAAGCCCAGGCACUGGGACAGGUACUGGCCUUUCUGAGGGGCCCACCAGUGCUGCCACUCAGGUCUCUGGGAAAGAAGGCAGCUCCUCCAGCGCCACAUCCACCCCACAGCCUGCUGGGUCCACAGCACACCAAGACAUAUCCACAGAAACCAUCACCUGGCCCCGUACCUCCGUCUUCACGCCUGCAUCAGCGGAAGCGACCAUCACGAGCCCAAGGAGUCCUGCCGGCUCCACAUCACACGCUAGCCCGACCUUGGACACAAUGACGACCUCCACCUGGGACGGAAACCCCUCUGCUGGGAGCCAGGCAUUGCUUCCCUCCGAAGGGACUGCCCUCACAAAUAGGGGGCCCAGGACUGUGUCAUGGACCACGCAUCCCUCCAGACAUGAAACCAGCUCUGUCUCUUCCUUGCUUUCCUCUUUCCCAACCACAUCCUCACCUGCUCCUGCUUCCUCCAUGUCACCCGAGGCUGUUCCCUCCACCUCUCUGCCCCUGACUUCUUCCCUCCUCACCCCAGGCCUGGGGAAGACCACAAGUGUGUUGGCCACGAGCUCAGGUACCCAGGGCACCUCGUCUCCAUCUCUGAGCAGUGCCCCCACUGACAGCCUGGCCACCGCCGGACAGACCACAGACACAGGGAGCAUCGCUCUGUCCUCGGACAGAGCGGUCACCCAUGUGGGGACCACCACCUCGGAACCUGGACACCACACCUCUGUCCUGGCUACCUUGCAGGCAACGGAAAAAACGUCUACACCGGGCACCUCCUCCACGAUGGGGGAUGAACCUGUUUCCACAACGACCACCGCCUUCCCCACAACUGGGAGCGCUGACACCUGGCCAGGGCCAGCUUCCACCCUCAGCCCUGGAACAAGCCCAGGCAGCACCCUCGAGGGGACCAGCCCAGGCUCAGGGACAAGCACUGGACUUUCUAAGGGGCCCACCGGUGCUUCCACGCAGGUCUCUGGGACAAAAGGCAGCUCCUCCAGCGCCACAUCCACCCCGCAGCCUGCUUGGUCCACAGGGCCGCAAGACAUCUCCACAGAAACCAUCACCGGGCCACAUACCUCCGCGAUCUCGCCUGCCUCAGCGGAACAGACCAUCACCAGCCCAACAGGUCCCGCUGGUUCCACGUCACACGCUAGACUGAUCUUGGACACAACCACCACCUCGGACUGGGAUGGAAGCCCCUCUGCUGGGAGCCAGGCAUUGCUUCCCUCAGAAGGGACCGCCCUUACGAGCAGGAGGCCCGGGAAGGUGUCAUGGACCACACAUCCCUCCAGGCAGGAAAUCAGCUCUGUCUCUUCCCAGCUGCCCUCUUUCCCACCCAGGUCCUCACCUGCUCCUGCUUCCUCCAUGUCACCCGGGGCUGUUCCCUCAACCUCUCUGCCCCUGACUUCUUCCCUCCUCACCCCAGGCCUGGGGAAGUCCACAGGCGUUUUGGCCACGAGCUCAGGUCCCCAGGGCACCUCGCCUCCGUCUCUGAGCAGUGCCCUGUCUGACAGCCUGGCCACCGCUGGACGGACCACAGACACAGGGAGCGUCGCUCCGUCCUCGGACACAGCGGUCACCCAUGUGUGGACCACCACUUCUGGGCCUGAACAACACACCUCUGUCCUGGCUACCUUGCAGGCAUCGGAAAUCACGUCUGCACCGGGCACCUCCUCUACCAUGGAGGAGGAACCUGUUUCCACACCAAUUGCCGCCUUUCCCAUGACCGGGAGCGCUCAGACCCAGCCAGGUCCGGCUUCCACCGUCAGCCCUGGACCAAGCCCAGCCAGCACACCCGAGGGGACCAGCACAGGUUCAGGGACAAGCACUGGACUUUCUACAGGGCCCACUGGUACUGCCACUCAGGUCUCCGAGACACAAGGAAUGUCCUUCAGCACCACAUCCACCCCACAGCCUGCUGGGUCCACAGUGCCACCAGACAUCUCGACAGAAUCCAUCAGCGGGCCACAUACCCCUGCCAUCACGCCUGCCUCUGUGGAAGCGACCAUCACCAGCCCGACAGGUCUUGACGAAUUCACGUCACACGCUAGCCCAACCUUGGACACAACGACCACGUCCGCCCAGGUCGGAAUCCCCUCUGCUGGGAGCCAGACAUUGCUUCCCUCAGAAGGGACCACUCUUACGAGCAGGAGGCCAGGGAAGGUUUCAGGGACCACGCAUCCCUCCAGGCAGGAAACCAGCUCUGUCUCUUCCCUGCUGCCCUCUUUCCCACCCAGGUCCUUACCUGCUCCUGCCUCUUCCAUGUCACCCGAGGCUGUUCCCUCCACCUCUCUGCCCCUGACUUCUUCCCUUAUCACCACAGGCCUGGGGAAGUCCACAGGUGUGUUGGCCACGAGCUCAAGUCCCCAGGGCACCUCGCCUCCGUCUCUGAGCAGUGCCCCAGCUGACAGCCUGGCCACCGCCACACAGACCACAGACACAGGGAGCAUCGCUCCAUCCUCGGACACAGCGGUCACCCAUGUGGGGACCACCACUUCCGGAGCUGGACACCACACCUCUCUCCUGGCUGCCUUGCAGGCAACGGAAAUCACAUCUGCUCAGGGCACUGCCUCCACUAUGAGAGAGGAACCGGUUUCCACAACGACCACUGCCUUCCCGACGACUGGGAUCGCUGAAACCUGGCCAGGGCCGGCUUCCACCCUCAGCCCUGGAACAAGCCCAACCAGCACCCUCGAGGGGACCACCCCAGGCUCAGGGACAAGCACUGGACUUUCUAAGGGGCCCACCGGUGCUUCCACUCAGGUCUCUGGGACAGAAGGCAGCUCCUCCAGGGCCACAUCCACCCCACAGCCUGCUGGGUCCACAGGACCACCAGACAUCUCCACAGAAACCAUCACUGGGCCAAGUACCUCUGCCAUCACGCCUGCCUCAGCGGAACAGACCAUCACCAGCCCAACAGGUCCCGCUGGUUCCACGUCACACGCUAGACCGACCUUGGACACAACGACCACCUCGCACUGGGAUGGAAGCCCCUCGGCUGGGAGCCAUGCGUUGGUUCCCUCAGAAGGGACCGCACUUAGGAGCCUUUGGAAGUCCACAGGCGUGUUGGUCACGAGCUCAGGUCACCAGGGCACCUCGCCUCCGUCUCUGAGCAGUGCCCCGCCUGACAGCCUGGCCACCGCCAGACAGACCACAGACACAGGGAGCAUCACUCUAUCCUCGGACACAACGGUCACCCAUGUGGGGACCACCACUUCCAGACCUGGACACCACACCUCUCUCCUGGCGACCUUGCAGGCAAAGGAAAUCACGUCUGCACCGGGCACCACCUCCACUAUGUGGAAGAAACCUGUUUCCACACUGAGCGCCGCUUUACCCAGGACCAGGAUCCCUGAGACCCGGCCAGGGCCAGAUUCCGCCAUCAGCCCUGGACCAAGCCCAGCCAGCACACCCGAGGGGACCAGCCCAGCCUCACGGACAAGCACUGGCCCUUCUGAGAGCCCCACCAGUGCUGCCACUCAGGUCUACGGGACAGAAGGCAGCCCCUCCAGCACCACAUACACCAGACAGCCUGCUGGGUCCAUGGCACCACCAGACAUAUCCACAGAAACCAUCACCAGGACACGUCCCUCCGCCAUCACACCUGGCUCAGGAGAAACGACCAUCACCAGACCAAUGGGUCCUGCCGGCUCGACGUCACAGGCUAACCCAAACUUGCACACAACAACCACCUCCGCCCUGGACGUAAGCUCCUCAGCAGAGAGCCAGGCAUUGCCUCAAUCAGAAGGGGCUUCCCUCACGAGCAGGGUGCCCGGGGAGGUGUCAUGGACCGCGCAUCCCUAUGGGAAGGAAACUAGCUCGGUGUCUUCCCUGCUGCCCUCUUUCCUUCCCACGUCCUCACGUCCUCCUGCCUCCUCCAUGACACCCGAGGCUGUUCCCUCCACCUCUUUGCCCCUGACCUCUUCCCUCCUCACCCCAGGCCUGUGGAAGACCACAGGUGUGUUGGCCACGAGCUCAGCUGACCAAGCCACCUUGCCUCCGUCUCUGAGCAGCGCCCCGGCUGACAGCCUGGCCACCGCCGGACAGACCACAGACACAGGCAGCAUCGCUCCAUCCUCGGACACAGCAGUCACCCAUGUGGGGACCAGCACUUCCAGACCUGGGCACCACACCUUUCUCCCAGCUACCUUGCAGGCAACGGAAAUCACGUCUGCGGGGGGCACGUACUCCAUGAUGGGGGAGGAACCUGUUUCCACAAUGACGGCCGCCUUCCCCACGACUGGGAGCGCUGACACCUGGCCAGGGCCAGCUUCCACCAUCAGCCCUGGACCAAGCCCAGCCAGCACCCCCGAGGGGACCAGCCCAGGCUCAAGGAGAAGCACUGGACUUUCUGAGGGGCCCACCAGUGCUGCCACUCAGGUCUCCGGGACAGAAGGCAGCUCCUCCAGCGCCACAUCCACCCCACAGCCUGCUGGGUCAACAGGGCGACUAGACAUCUCCACAGAAACCAUUACCGGGCCUCGUACCUCCCCCUUCACGCCUGCAUCAGCGGAAGCGACCAUCACCAGCCCAACAGGUCCUGCUGGUUCCAUAUCACACGCUAGCCUGACCUUGGACACAAUGACGAGGUCCGCCUGGGACGGAAGCCCCUCUGCUGGGAGCCAGGCAUUGCUUCCCUCAGAACGGACCACCCUUACGAGCAGGAGGCCCGGGAAGGUGUCAUGGACCACACAUCCCUCCAGGGAGAAAGCCAGCUCUGUCUCUUCCCAGAUGCCCUCUUUCCCUCCCACGUCCUCACCUGCUCCUGCCUCCUCCAUGUCACCCGAGGCUGUUCCCUCCACCCCUCUGACUUCUUCCCUCCUCACCCCAGUCCUGGGGAAGACCACAGGUGUGUUGGCCACGAGCUCAGGUCCCCAGGGCACCUCGCCUCCGUCUCUGAGCUGUGCCCCGGCUGACAGCCUGGCCACCGCCGGACAGACCACAGACACAGGGAGCAUCGCUCCGUCCUCGGACACAGCGGUCACCCAUGUGUGGACCACCACUUCCAGACCUGAACACCACACCUCUCUCCUGGCUACCUUGCAAGCAACGGAAAUCACAUCUACACCGGGCACCGCCUCCACCAUGAGGGAGGAACAUGAUUCCACACCCACCUCCGCCUUCCCCAGUACCAGGAGCCCUGAGACGCGGCCAGGGCCAGCUUCCGCCGACAGCCCUGGACCGAGUCCACCCAGCACACCUGAGGGGACCAGCCCAGGCUCAUGGGCAAGCACUGGCCCUUCUGAGAGCCCCACCGGUGCUGCCACUCAGGUCUAUGGGACAGAAGGCAGCCCCUCCAGUGCCACAUCCACCCCACAGACUGCUGGGUCCACGGUGCCACCAGACAUCUCCACAGAAACCAUCACCGGGACACAUACCUCCACCAUGAUGCCUCCCUCAGCAGAAGCGACCAUCACCAGCCCGACAGGUCCUGCCGGCUCCACGUCACAGGGUAACCCAAACUUGGACACAACGACCACCUCUGCCCUGGACGAGGGCGCCUCAGCUGGGAGCCUAGCAUUUCCUCACUCAGAAGUGGCCUCCCUCACGAGCAGGGCUCCUGGGAAGGUGUCAUGGACCACGCAUCCCUCCAGGCAGGAAACCAGCUCUGUCUCUUCCCUGCUGCCCUCUUUCCUUCCCACGUCCUUACCUCCUCCUGCCUCCUCCAUGUCACCUGAGGCUGUUCCCUCCACCUCUCUGCCCCUGACUUCUUCCCUCCUCAUCCCAGACCUGGGCAAGACCACAGGUGUGUUGGCCUCGAGCUCAGGUCCCCAGGGCACCUCGCCUCCGUCUCUGAGCAGUGCCCCGGCUGACAGUCUGGCCACCGCCGGACAGACCACAAACACAGGGAGCAUCGCUCCGUCCUUGGACACAGCGGUCACCCAUGUGGGGACCACCACUUUCAGACCUGGGCACCACACCUUUCUCCCGGCUAUCUUGCAGGCAACGGAAAUCACGUCUGCAGCGGGCACGUCCUCCACCAUAGGGGAUGAACCUGUUUCCACACCAACCACCGCCUUCCCCUUCACCGAGAGCGCUCAGACCCGGCCAGGGCCAGCCUACGCCAUCAGCCCUGGACUGAACGCAGCCGCCACCCCCGAAGGGACCAGCCCAGGCUCAGGGACAAGCACUGGACUUUCUGAAGGGCCCACCCGUGCUGCCACUCAGGUCUCUGGGACAGAAGGCAGCUCCUCCAGGGCCACAUCCACCCCACAGCCUGCUGGGUCAACAGGGCGACUAGACAUCUCCACAGAAACCAUCACCGGGCCUCGUACCUCCCCCUUCACGCCUGCCUCAGCGGAACAGACCAUCACCAGCCCAACAGGUCCUGCCGGUUCCACGUCACCGGCUAGCCCGACCUUGGGCACAACGACCACCUCGUCCUGGGACGGAAGCCCCUCACCUCAGAGCCAGGCAUUGGUUCCCUCAGAAGGGACCUCCCUUACGAGCAGGAGGCCUGGGAAGGUGUCAUGGACCACGCAUCCCUCCAGGCAGGAAACCAGCUCUGUCUCUUCCCUGCUGUCCUAUUUCCCACCCAGGUCCUCACCUGCUUCUGCCUCCUCCAUGUCACCCGGGGCUGUUCCCUCCACCUCUCUGCCCCUGACUUCUUCCCUCCUCACCCCAGGCCUUGGGAAAUCCACAGGCAUGUUGGCCACGAGCUCAGGUCCCCAGGGCACCUCUCCUCCGUCUCUUAGCACUGCCCCGGCUGACAGCCUGGCCACCGCCGGACAGACCACAGAUACAGGGAGGAUCGCUCCAUCCUCGGACACAGCAGUCACCCAUGUGGAGACCACCACUUCCAGACCUGGACACCACACCUCUGUCCUGGCUGCCUUGCAGGCAUCGGAAAUCACUUCUGCAACAGAAAUCAGGUCUGUACCGGGCAUGUCCUCCACCAUGGAGGAGGAACCUGUUUCCACACUGACCGCCGCCUUCCCCAUGACCUGGAGCACUCAAACCCGGCCAGGGCCAGCUUCCGCCGUCAGCCCUGGACCGAGCCCAGCCAGCACACCCAAGGGGACCAGCCCAGCCUCGCGGACAAGCACUGGCCCUUCUGAGAGCCCCACCAGUGCUGCCACUCAGGUCUAUGGGACAGAAGGCAGCCCCUCCAGUGCCACAUCCACCACACAGCCUGCUGGGUCCAUGGAACCACCAGACAUCUCCACAGAAACCAUCACCAGGACACGUCCCUCCACCAUCACACCUGGCUCAGCGGAAGUGACCAUCACCAGCCCAAUGGGUCCUGCCAGCUCCACGUCACAGGCUAACCCUAACUUGGACACAACAACCACCUCCACCCUGGAUGGAAGCUCCUCAGCAGAGAGCCAGGCAUUGCCUCAAUCAGAAGGGGCUUCCCUCACGAGCAGGGUGCCCGGGGAGGUGUCAUGGACCACACAUCCCUAUGGGCAGGAAACUAGCUCGGUGUCUUCCCUGCUGCCCUCUUUCCUUCCCACGUUCUCACGUCCUCCUGCCUCCUCCAUGUCACCUGAGGCUGUUCCCUCCACCUCUCUGCCCCUGACUUCUUCCCUCCUCACCACAGGCCUGGGGAAGACCACAGGUGUGUUCGCAACGAGCUCAGGUCCUCAAGACACCUCACGUUCAUUUUUCAGGAGCACCAAGUUUGAAUUACCUUCCACCUCCGUAAUCACCAUAUAUUUGAAGACUUCUCUUGCUUCUUCAAAUACAGCAGCACCCAAGAUGAGCUCCUCUGUUUCUGCUUACGAUUCUCAUUCUUCUGUAUCAGCUUCCUCUGAGACAACCAGACCAACCUUUCCCAAGGAUAUCACCUUCCCUUUGGAGAAGGAACAUAUUUCAUCAUCAAAUCCUGCCUUUUCUGAGACUGAGAGCAUCCUCACAGCGACUCCUUCCUCACCGACCAUUGGAUUUAAGGAUACAACAAUGCCUGCCUAUUUUAAGACCACAGAGAGUGUUGAGUUGGGAAUGCUGACACAUGCUUAUCAAGUUCCUCUACUUUCAACACUGGUGACAAGAACUGAUGACAUGAUGGAGCACAUCACAAAGAUACCCAAUGGAGCACCGCAUGAAGGCACCGAAGGACCAGUCAAGGGGCCUCUGGUGUCCACAUCACCUGCUAGUCCCAGAGGUACACACACAGGAGGGACAGAAAGAGCAGAGACCACUGCCGCAGCUCUGAAGACCACCUCCACAGUCGCAGUGACCACCAGAGUCUAUACUGCCACUUCAGGAACACUGACUCCCGUCAAGACAUCAGCACAAGUGGCCACCACAAGCACAGCAGGAAUGAUGAUCACAACCCCAGAUGUUUCCCCUGAUGUUUCAGAGAUGACAUCCUUAGUGGCCACCAGACUUGGAGCAGAGACCACCACAGCUGCUCCCAGUAUAAUCCCAUCUGCUUUCAAUAGAGAACCGGAGCCCACAGCUUCACCUGUGCCCAGUUCUGGGGCAGAGACCAGUCCAACUGUUCCAACUGUUGCCUCUGGUGAGCUGGAUACAACAGCCUUGUGGAUGACCCACCCGGCAGAGACCACCUCAAUUGCUUCCAAGGCAACAUUAAAUGUUUUCCAUGGUGAAUCAUAUACCACUUCCUCAACAGCCACCACUUCUGGGGCAGAAGUCAGUUCAGUUGUUCCAAAGCCAACUGCCUCCCCCAGUAUACCAGAUACAGUGACCUCACUGACUACUAGUUCUAUGGCAAAGACAAGUAUGUUUAUUCCAACUCUGACAGAUUCUCCAGAUAAACCAGAGACCACAGCCUCAGGGGCUGCCCAUCCAGCAGAGAAAAGCCCAACUGCUCCCAGGACAAUCCCAAAUAUUUCCCAUAACGAGUCAGACACCACAACUUCAAUGGCCACCAGUCCAGGGGCAGAAGCCAUUUCAGCUGUUUCAACUACGACUAUCUCACCUGGUGUAGCAGACAUGGUAACCUCACAGGUCACUAGUUCUGUGACAGAUGCUGAUAUGGCUCUUCCAACUCUGACUCUUUCUCCCAGUGAACCAGAGACCACAGCCUCAUCGGUUACCCAUCUUGGGACACACACCAGUUCAGCCAUUCCAACUCUGACCACCUUGCCUGGUGUGCCAAGGCUGGUGACCUCACUGGUCACUAAUUCUGAGGCAGGAAUAAGUACAACUGUUCCAACUAUGACAGUCUCCUCAGGUCAACCGGAUACCACAGCUUCAUGGAUCACCCAUCCUGGGGCAGAAAUCAGUUCAACUGAUCCAACUCUGACUUUUUCCUUUGGUGAGCCAGAUACAACAGCCUCAUUGGUUCCUCAUCCUGCAGAGACUGACACAGCAGUGCCCAGGACAACUCCCAAUUUUUUCCAUAGCAAAUCAGAUGCCACACCUUCAACAUCCACCAGUAGUGGGACAGAAGUCAGUUCAGCUGUUCUAACUUCAACUGUUUCACUUGGGAUACCAGGGGCAGUGACCUCUCUGGUCACUAGCUCUAGAGCAGUGACCACCACAAGUAUUCCAACUCUGAGUCUUUCUCCUGGUGAACCAGAGACCAUAGCCUCACUGGUCACCCACCCUGAGGCACAAACAAAUUCAGCCAUUCCAAUUCUGACUGUCUCCCCUAGUGUACCAGGGCUAGUGACUUCACCCGUCACUAGUUCUGGGGAAGAGACCAGUACGUUUCCAACUCUGACUGCUGCCCCAGGCCAACUGGAGACCACAGCCUCAUGGGUCACUCAUCCUGGGAUGGAAGCCAGUUCUGUUGUGACUUCUUUGACUAUCUCCCCUGGUGAUCCAGAUACAUCAGUUUCAUUGGCUACCCAUCCUACAGAGAAUAGCCCAGUCGUUGCCAGGACAACUCAAAGUUUUUCCCAUAGUAAAUCAUACACCACACUUUCCACAGCCACCAGUCCAGGGGAAGAAUCCAGUUCAGCUAUUUCAACAACUAUUUCAGCUGGUACACCAGACAUGCCAACCUCACUAGUCACUAGUUCUGGGGCAGACACCAGUACAACUUUUCCAACACUAAUUGCGUCCCCACAUGAAUCAGAAACAAUGAUCUCAUGGGUUACUCAUCCUGAAAAGACCAGUCAAAUGGUCCCCAGGAUGAUCUCCCAUAGUGAAUCAGACAGCACAGUCUCAGUGGCCACCAGUCCUGGGGUAGAGACUGGUUCAGUUGUUCCAACAAUAACAAUAUCACCUGAUGUACCUUACAUGGUGACCUCACAGGUCACUAGUUCUGGGGCAGUGACAAGGAUUAUUCCAACUCUGACUGUUUCUCCUGGUGAACCAGAUUCCACAGCCUCAUUUGUUACCCAUCCUGGGACACAAACCAGUUCAGCCAUUCCAACUCUGGCUGUCUCCCCUGGUGUAUCAGAGAUGGUGACCUCACUGGUCACUGAUUCUGAGACAGACACAGGUACAUUUCCAACACUGACUGAGUCCCCACAUAAACCAGAGACAACAGCCUCAUGGGUCACUUACCCUGCAGAGACCAGCACAACAGUUUCCAGGACAACCCUCAGUUUUUCCCAGAGUGAAUCAGACACUGCACCCUCAAUGGUCACCAGUUCAACUGUUUCAACUGCAACUAUCUCACCUGGUGCAUCAGAUCUGGUGACUUCACAGGUCAUUACCUCUGGGAUUGAUACUAGUACAACUUUUCCAACAUGGACUGAGUCCCCGCAUGAACCAAGGACAACAACUUCAUGGGUCACUCAUCCUUCUGAGACCAGCACAACAGUUCCCAGGACAACCACUAAUUUUUCCUAUAGUGAAUCUGACACCAUACCCUCAAUGGCCACCAGUUCAACUGUCUCAACUAUGACUCUCUCACCUGGUGUACCAGAUAUGGUGACCUCACAGGUCACUAGUUCUGGGACAGACACCAAUAUGUCUCUUCCAACUCACACUCUUUCUCCUGGUAAACCAGAGACCACAGUCUCAUUGGAUACCUAUCCUGGGACACAGACCAGCUCUGCUGUUCCAACUCUGACCAUUUCCUUUGGUGAACCAGAUACAACAACCUCAUGGGUCACCCAUCCUGCACAGACCAGCACACCUGUUUCCAGAACACCCCCCAGUUUUCCCCAUAGUAAACCAGAUACCACACCUUUAACAGCCACCAGUCCUGAGGCAGAAGCCAGUUCAGCUGUGUUAACAAUGACUAUGUCACCUGGUGUACCAGACAUGGUGAACUCACAGGUCACUAGUUCUGGGACAGACACCAAUAUGUCUCUUCCAACUCACACUCUUUCUCCUGGUAAACCAGAGACCACAGCCUCAUUGGCUACUCAUCCUGGGACACAAACCAGUUCUGCUGUUCCAACUCCAACCGUUUCCUCUGAAGCCAGUUCCAUUGUGCUAACAAUGACUAUCUCACCUGGUGCAGUGACUAGUACAACUAUUCCAACUCUGACUCUUUCUCCUGGUGAACUGAAAACCACAACCUUAUUGGUAACCCACCUCAGUGCAGAAACAAGCACAAAAUUUCCUGCAUCAACUGUUUUUCCUCAUGUAUUGGAGACUGCAGCCUCAGUCUCUACCCAUGCUGGGACAGACACCAGCACAACUACUCCAACUGCAACUUUAUCCCCUGAUUUACCAGAGACCACAAGCUUAUUGGCUACCAGCCCUUUGGCAGAAACCAGUACAGAUAUUCCAACUCUGACGAUUUCCCCUGGUGUCCCUGGGCUUGCUGGUGCCCCUACGACAACUGGCAGGCCUAAUACUGUAACUUUUUGGAGCACAGAAACUUCACCACCCAUAACUUCAGUUGGAGUCCCAGAAUUUUCCAGGAUUGUCACAGGUACCACUAUGACCUCGAUACCAUCAGAAAUCCCAAUGCCAUCUAAAACCAGUCAUGGUGAAGGAGUUAGUACAACCAGUAUCCUGAAAACUACAGUGGUGGAGACCACUAAUUUAGCUGCCAGAAGUUCAAACCCCACCAUGGCUGAGACCACAACUUCCUUCAAUACACUGGCUGGAAGUCCCUUUGCCCCUCUGACCACACCUGGGAUGUCCACCUCGGCCUCUAAGAGCAUGACUUCAGAAACAACUGAAGCUCCUCUGUUGAUGCCUUUUACCCUCAACUUCACCAUCACCAACCUGCACUACAUGGAGGACAUGGGACAGCCAGGCUCUGAGAUAUUCAACACCACUGAGAGGACCCUGCAGCACCUGCUCAGGCCCUUGUUCCAGAACAGCAGCAUCAGCUCUAGCUACUCGGCCUGCAGACUGAUCAUGCUCAGAACUGAUAAGGACGGGGCAGCCACCAGAGUGGAUGCCUUCUGCACCUACCGCCCUGACCCUGUGAGCCCUGGGCUGGACAGAGAACAGUUGUACCAAGAACUGAACCAGCAGACCCACGGUGUCACCCAGCUGGGCCUCUACACCCUGGACAGAGACAGCUUGUAUGUCAAUGGUUAUAACCAUCGGUACCUACCACCUACCACCAGCAUGGAGGUCCCUUUCCUGGUGCCAUUCACCCUCAACUUCACCAUCACCAACCUGCAGUAUGAGGAGGACAUGGGGCGUCCGGGCUCCUGGAAGUUCAGCACCACGGAGAGCGUCCUGCAGGGUCUGCUCAAACCCUUGCUCAAGAAUAGCAGUCUAGGAAACCUUUAUUCAGGCUGCAGACUAGCCUCGCUCAGGUCUGAGAAGGAUGGGACAGCCACCAGAGUGGAUUCUAUCUGCACCUACCGCCCUGAUCCUGAAGGCUUCAGACUGAACAGAGAACAGCUGUCCUGGGAGCUGAGUGAGAUGACCCAUGGAAUCACGGAGCUGGGUCCCUACACCCUAGACAAGGACAGUCUCUAUGUAAAUGAAUUCACCCAUCAGAGAUCUGUGCCCAUCAGCAGCACACCUGGGACAUCCACAGUGAACAUGGAAAGCUCUGGGACUCCAUUCUCCCUCCCCAGCCCCACAGUCACUGAACCUCUCCUGGUGCUGUUAACCCUCAACUUCACUAUCCUGAACCUGAAGUAUGAGGAGGUCAUGCAUCAUCCUGGUUCCUUGAAGUUCAACACCACAGAGAGAGUCCUGCAGGGUCUGCUCAGGCCCUUGUUCCAGAAUACCAGUGUCAGCCCUGUGUACUCUGACUGCAGACUGACCUUGCUCAGGCCUGAGAAGGAUGGGGCAGCCACUGGAGUGGACGCCAUCUGCACCCUCCGCCCUGACCCCACAGGCCAUGGGCUGGACAGAGAGCAACUGUACUGGGAGCUGAGCCAGCUGACCCACCGCAUCACUGAGCUGGGUCCCUAUGCCCUGGACAAGGACAGUCUCUAUGUCAAUGGUUUCACCCACAGAAGCUCUCUGAACACCACCAGCACUCCUGGAACUUCCACAGUGGAUAUGGGAGCCUCUGUGAUGCCUUCCUCUCCCCCAAGCCCUAUGACCACUGGACCUCUCCUUAUGUCAUUCACCCUCAACUUCACUAUCAUGAACCUGAGGUAUGAGGAGGACAUGCUUCACCCAGGCUCCUGGAGGUUCAACACCACAGAGAGGGUCCUUCAGGGUCUGCUCAGACCCUUGUUCCAGAACACCAGUGUCAGCCCUCUGUACUCCACCUGCAGACUUACCUUACUCAGGCCAGAAAAGGACGGGGCAGCCACUGGAGUAGACACCAUCUGCACCCUCCGCCCUGACCCCACAGGCUAUGUGCUGGACAGAAAGCAGCUGUACUGGGAGCUGAGCCAGCUGACCCACAGCAUCACCAAGCUGGGUCCCUACACCCUGGACAAGGACAGUCUCUAUGUCAAUGGUUUCACCUAUAGGAGUUUUGUGCCCACCACCAGCACUCCUGGGACUUCCAUAGUGAACCUGGGAACUUCCAGGGCUCCAUCCUCCCUCCCGGGCCCCAUGACAGCUAAACCACACCUGAUACCAUUCACCCUCAACUUCACCAUCCUGAACCUGCAGUAUGAGGAAGUCAUGCAUCACCUUGGCUCUUGGAAGUUCAACACCACAGAGAGGGUCCUGCAGGGUCUGCUUGGGCCCUUGUUCAAGAACACAAGCCUUGGCCCUCUGUACUCCAGCUGUGGAUUGACCUUGCUUAGGCCAGAGAAGGACGGGGCAGCCACCAGAGUGGAUGCCAUUUGCACCCAGCACCCUGACUUCGUGGGCCCUGGACUGGACAGAGAGAGGCUGUACUGGGAGCUGAGCCAGCUGACCCAUGGCAUCACUAGGCUGGGCCCCUACACCCUGGACAGGGACAGUCUGUAUGUUAAUGGUUUCACCCACAGAAGCUCUCUGCAUAUCACCAGCACUCCUGGGAUGUCCACAGUGAACCUGGGAACCUCUGGAACUCUGCCUUCCCUCCCUGGCCCCACCACUGCUGGAUCUCUUCUGGUGCCAUUCACCCUCAACUUCACCAUCUUGAACCUGCAGUAUGAGGAGGUCAUGAGUCACCUGGGUUCCUGGAAGUUCAACACCACGGAGAGGGUCCUGCAGGGUCUGCUCAAGCCCUUGUUCCAGAACACUAGUGUUCGGCCUCUGUACUCUGGCUGCAGACUGACCUCACUCAGGCCCGAGAAGGAUGGGGCAGCCACUGGAGUGGACGCCAUCUGCAGCCACCGCCCUGACCCCACAGGCCAUGGGCUGGACAGAGAACAGCUGUACUGGGAGCUUAGCCAGCUGACCCACCGCAUCACUGAGCUGGGUCCCUACGCCCUGGAUAAGGACAGUCUCUAUGUCGAUGGUUUCACCCACAGGAGCUCUCUACACAUCACCAGCAGUCCUGGGACAUCCACUGUGAACAUUGAAAUCUCUGAGACCCCUUCCUCCUUCCCGGGCCCCAUGGCUACUGAACCUCCCCUCAUGCCAUUCACCCUGAACUUCACCAUACUGAACCUGCAGUAUGAGGAAGUCAUGUGUCACCCUGGAUCCUGGAAGUUCAACACCACGGAGAGGGUCCUGCAGGGUCUGCUCACACCCUUGUUCAAGAACACCAGUGUCCACCCUCUGUCUACCGACUGCAGACUGACCUUUCUUAGACCCAGGAAGGAUGGGGCAGCCACAGGAGUGGAUGCUGUCUGCACCCUCGCCCCUGGCCUCUGGGGUACUGGGCUGCACAGAGAACAGCUGUACUGGGAACUAAGCCAGCUGACCUACGGUGUCACCCAGCUGGGCCCCUACACCCUGGACCAGAACAGUCUCUAUGUCAACGGUUUUACCCAUCAGAGCUCUGCGCCAACUACCAACACUCCUGGGACCUCCACGGUGGACCUGGGAACCUCUGAGACUCCAUUGCUCCUCCCUGGGCCCACAGCCACUGAACCUCUCCCGAUGCUGUUCACCCUGAACUUCACCAUCCUGAACCUGCAGUAUGAGGAGGUCAUGAGACACCCUGGCUCCUGGAAGUUCAACACCAUGGAGAAGGUCCUGCAGGGAUUGCUCAGGCCCUUGUUCAACGAUACCACUGUCAGCCCUCUGUACUCUGGCUGCAGACUGACCUCGCUCAGGCCAAAGAAGGAUGGAGCAGCCACUGGAGUAGAUGCUACUUGCACCCUCCACCCUGACCCCACAGGCCAUGCACUGGACAGAGAGGAGCUGUACUGGGAGCUGAGCCGGCUGACCCAUGGCAUCACCAAGCUGGGUCCCUACACCCUGGACAAGGACAGUCUCUAUGUCAAUGAUUUCACCCAUCAAACUUCUCUUCACAUCACCAGCACUCCUAGGACUUCCACAGUGAACAUGGGAACAUCUGGGUCUCCAUCCUCCUUACUCAAUCCCUCGGCCACUGAACCUCUCCUGAUGCUUUUCACCCUCAACUUCACCAUCCUGAACCUGCAGUAUGAGGAGGUCAUGCGACACCCUGGCUCCUGGAAGUUCAACACCAUGGAGAAGGUCCUGCAGGGAUUGCUCAGGCCCUUGUUCAACAAUACCAGUGUCAGCGCUCUGUACUCUGGCUGCAGAUUGACCUCGCUCAGGCCCAAGAAGAAUGGGGCAGCUACUGGAGUAGACACCACCUGCACCCUCCGCCCUGACCCCACAGGCCAUGGGCUGGACAGAGAGCAGCUGUACUGGGAGCUGAGCCAGCUGACCCAUGGCAUCACCAAGCUGGGUCCCUAUACCCUGGACAAGGACAGUCUGUAUGUCAAUGGUUUCACUCAUUGGAGCUCUUUGCACAUCACCAGCACUCCUGUGACUUCCACAGUGAACCUGGGAACGUCUGAGACUCCACCCUCCUUGCCUGGCUCCUCAGCCACAAUCCCUACUUUGGUACCCUUUACCCUUAACUUCACCAUCUCAAACCUGCAGUACAUGCCAGACAUGAAGCACCCAGGCUCUGCAACAUUCAACACAACCGAGCAGAUCCUGCAGCACAUGCUCGGUUCUUUGUUCAAGAACACCAGUAUUGGCCCACUGUAUGCUGGCUGCAGACUGAUUUCCCUCAGGCCAGAGAAGGACAGAUCAGCCACCAAAGUGGACACCAUCUGCACUCACAACUCUGAGCCCACAAGCCCUGGGCUGGACAGAGAGCAGCUGUACUGGGAGUUGAGCCAGGGGACCCAUGGCAUCACUCAGCUGGGCUCCUUCACCCUGGACAGGGACAGCCUCUAUGUCAAUGGUUACACUCACCGGGCCCUGACCUCUACCCCCAGCACCUCGACCAUGUCUUCGGGGACCUCCAUGCCACUCUCCGCAGGUAAGACCUCUGGCUCUCUGCUAAUGACUUUCACCGUCAACUUCACCAUCCUGAACCUGCAGUACAUGGAGGACAUGCAUAACCUGGGUUCCUGGAGGUUCAACACCACAGAGAGGGUCCUCCAGAACUUGCUCACACCCUUGUUCAAGAACACCAGCAUCAACCCUCUGUACUCUGGCUGCAGACUGACCUCACUCAGGUCAAAGGAGAAUGGGGCAGCCACUGAAGUGAAUGCCAUCUGCACCCACCGCCCUGACCCCACAGGCCCUGGGCUAAACAGAGAGCGGCUGUACUGGGAGUUGAACCAGCUGACUGAUGGUGUCACCAAGCUGGGCCCCUACACCCUGCACAGGGACAGUCUCUAUGUCAAUGGUUACACCCACCAGCCUUCAGUAACCACCAUCAGUAGCCUGACUCAGCACCACCUCUCCUCUCCCUCCCCUGCUGCCACCACAAAAACACCUCUGGUGAACUUUACCCUCAACUUCACCAUCACCAGCCUAUGCUACAGGAAGGACAUGCAGCCUCCAGGCUCUUGGAAAUUCAAGGACGUGGAGAAGGCUCUGCAGAUUCUGCUGGAUGUGCUGUUCUGGAACACCAGUGUCCGCCCACUGUACUCUGGCUGCAGACUCAUUUUGCUCAGACCGGAGAAGAACGGGUCAGCCACUGGAGUGGACACCAUCUGCACCUUCCGCCGUGACCCAGCACAUCAUGGGCUGGACAGAAAGCGUCUGUACUGGGAGAUCAGUCAUCAGACACAGGGGGUCACACGGUUGGGCCCCGCCACCCUGGACCCAGACAGUCUCUACGUCAACGGUUACACCAAGAGGAAGCCCCCGACCUCCAGCAGUCACACCCAUCCAGCCUCAAGCACGUCCACUAGUACUAUGACCACCACAACCCUCAAAGCAUCCUCUCUGACUCCCUCACCUGCCGUUAAGUCCACAGCCACUACACCUAACCAGGUGAACUUCACCCUUAACUUCACCAUCACCAACCUGCACUGCAGGGAGCACAGGCAGCCACCAGGUUGUGUGAAGUUCAACACCACAGAGAAGGUCCUGCAGGCUCUGCUUGAUACCAUGUUCAGGAACACCAGUGUUGGCCCGCGGUACUCUGGCUGCACACUGACCUUGCUCAGACCUGAGAAGAACGGAUCAGCCACCGGAGUGGACGCCAUCUGCACCCUCCGCCCUGACCCUGCACACCACGGGCUGGACAGAGAGCGGCUGUACUGGGAGAUCAAUCAGCAGACACAGGGCGUCACCCGGCUGGGCCCAUAUACCCUGGACCCAGACAGUCUCUAUGUCAAUGGUUACAGCCACAAGACGAAGCCCCCGACCUCGAGCAGUCACACCCAUCCAGCCACAAAUGCAUCCACCGCUGCCACCAUCGCUACCCUGGGGACAUUCACUCUCAACUUCACCAUCACCAACCUGCACUACAGGGAGCACAGGCAGCCACCAGGUUGUUUGAAUUUCAACACCACAGAGAAGGUCCUGCAGGCUCUGCUUGAUCCCCUGUUCAGGAACACCAGUGUUGGCCCGCGGUACUCUGGCUGCACACUGACCUUGCUCAGACCUCAGAAGAACGGAUCAGCCACUGCAGUGGACGCCAUCUGCGCCGUCCUCCCCGACCCUGUACACCAUGAGCUGGACAGAGUGCGGCUGUACUGGGAGCUGAGCCAGCAGACACAGGGCGUCACCCGGCUCGGCCCAUACACUCUGGACCCGGACAGUCUCUAUGUCGACGGUUACAACGCCAAGAGGACGCCCCCGACCUCCAGCAGUCACACCCAUCCAGCCUCAAACGCAUCCACUGCUGCCACCACCGCUACCCUGGGGACCUUCACUCUCAACUUCACCAUCACCAACCUGCACUGCAGAGAGCACAGGCAGCCACCAGGUUGUUUGAAUUUCAACACCACAGAGAAGGUCCUGCAGGCUCUGCUUGAUCCCCUGUUGAGGAACACCAGUGUUGGCCCGCGGUACUCUGGCUGCACACUGACCUUGCUCAGACCUGAGAAGAACGGAUCAGCCACUGGAGUGGACGCCAUCUGCGCCCUCCUCCCCGACCCUGCACACCAUGGGCUGGACAGAGUGCGGCUGUACUGGGAGCUGAGCCAGCAGACACAGGGCGUCACCCGGCUGGGCCCAUACGCCCUGGACCCGGACAGUCUCUAUGUCGACGGUUACAACGCCAAGAGGACGCCCCCGACCUCCAGCAGUCACACCCAUCCAGCCUCAAACGCAUCCACCGCUGCCACCAUCGCUACCCUGGGGACCUUCACUCUCAACUUCACCAUCACCAACCUGCACUGCAGGGAGCACAGGCAGCCACCAGGUUGUUUGAAUUUCAACACCACAGAGAAGGUCCUGCAGGCUCUGCUUGAUCCCCUGUUGAGGAACACCAGUGUUGGCCCGCGGUACUCUGGCUGCACACUGACCUUGCUCAGACCUGAGAAGAACGGAUCAGCCACUGGAGUGGACGCCAUCUGCGCCCUCCUCCCCGACCCUGCACACCAUGGGCUGGACAGAGUGCGGCUGUACUGGGAGCUGAGCCAGCAGACACAGGGCGUCACCCGGCUGGGCCCAUACGCCCUGGACCCGGACAGUCUCUAUGUCGAUGGUUACAACGCCAAUAGGACGCCCCCGACCUCCAGCAGUCACACCCAUCCAGCCCCAAGCACGUCCACCACUACCACUGCCCCUACCCUGGUGACCUUCACCCUCAACUUCACCAUCACCAGCAUGGAGUACACGAAGGACAUGGGGCAGCCAGGUUCCCCAAAGUUCAUCUUCAUCGAGAGUGUCCUACAGAGCUGGCUCUCGUUCUUGUUCAAGAGGACCAGUGUCCACUCCAUCUACGCCGGCAGCAGACUGGCCUCGCUCAGGCUUGCAAAGCAUGGAUCGGCCACCAGAGUCGACGUCAUCUGCACCUUCCACCCUUACCCAGGAGGCCCUGAACUGGACCGAGUGCGGCUGUACUGGGAGUUUAGCCAGCUGACUCAGGGCAUCUCCCACUUGGGCCCCUUCACCCUAGACAAGGACAGCCUUUAUGUGAAUGGUUACACUCAUGCAGUCCCAAUUAACCCAACCACUGCCCCUACCCUGGUACCCUUCACCGUCAACUUCACCAUCACCAACCUGAACUACACAGAGGACAUGGGGCAGCCAGGUUCCUCAAAGUUCAACUUCACUGAGAGAUCGCUACGGAGCUGGCUCUCGUUCUUGUUCAAGAGGACCAGUGUCCACUCCAUCUAUGCCAGCAGCAGACUGGCCUCGCUCAGGCUUGCAAAGGGCGGAGUGGCCACCGGAGUGAACAUGAUCUGCACCUUCUACUCUUACCCCGGGAGCCCUGACCUGUACAGAGAACGGCUGUACUGGGAGUUCAGCCUGCUGACUGAGGGCAUCUCCCACCUGGGCCCUUACACUCUGGACAGAGACAGCCUCUAUGUCAACGGUUACACCCAUGCAGUCCCACUUAACACAACUGGGGAGCUCAGCGAGGAGCCCUUCACUCUGAACUUCACCAUCAGCAACCUGCGCUACUCAUCAGACAUGGGGCGCCCUGACUCCCUCAAGUUCAACAUCACCGACGCCCUCAUGCAGCACCUGCUCAGUCCUUUGCUCCAGAGGAGCAGCCUGGGUGCACUCUAUGCAGGCUGCAGGGUCACCUCGCUCAGAUCUUUGAAGACCGGCACUGAGACACAGGUGAACUUCCUCUGCGCCUACUGGCAGCCACCUGGUGCCCCAGUUCUGCUUGCCAAGAGGGUGUUCCAUGAGCUGAGCCAGCAGACCCAUGGCAUCACCCAGCUGGGCCCCUACUUUCUGGACAAAGACAGCCUCUAUGUUAACGGUUAUCACGAACGUGGUCCGGAUGAGCCUCCUGCAACUCCUGAGCCAGCCACCACAUCCCUGCCUCCUCCAGAAUCCACCACAGCUCCAGGUUAUAUACCCCAGAACAUAUCCAUCUCAAGCGAGUACCAGCUGAUUUUCCGCAUCGUCAACUGGAACUUCAGCAAUCCAGACUCCACCUCUUUGGAGUACACCACCCUACUGAGGGACAUCCAAGACAAGGUCACCGCACUCUAUGCAGCCAGCGAGCUACGGGGCACAUUCCGCGACUGCCUGGUCACCAACCUAAUGUUGGACCCCAUGUGGGUCACUGUCAGAGCACUGUUCUCCUCCAGUCUGGAUCCCAACCUGGUGAAGCAAGUCUUUCUGGAUAAGACCUGGAAUGCCUCAUCCUACUGGCUGGGCGCCACCUACCGAUUGACAGACCUGCAUGUGACAGAAAUAGACCUAAGCAGACCCAGCCCCCAGCACUUCCAGUUGAAUUUCACCAUCACCAAUCUACCAUAUUCCCUGGACAUAGCCCAGCCAAGCACUACCAAAUACCAGCAAAACAAAAGGAGUAUUGAGAAUGCGCUCAACGGACUCUUCCAAAACAGCAGCAUCAAGAGUUACUUUAGUAACUGUCAAGUUUCAGCAUUUAGGUCUGUGCCCCCCAGCAGUCACACUGGAGUGGAUUCCUUGUGUUACUUCUCACCAUUAACUCGGAGACUAGACAGAGUUGCCAUCUAUGAGGAAUUCUUACGGAUGACCCAGAAUGGUACCCGGCUGCAGAACUUCACCUUGGACAGGAACAGUGUCCUUGUGGAUGGCUAUUCUCCCCAGGAAAGUCAUGCCUUGACUGACAAGAUGGACCUUCCCUUCUGGGCCAUCAUCCUCAUCUCGCUGGCAGGAUUCCUGGGAUUCAUAGUAUGCCUCAUCGCCUGUUUCCUGGUGAUCGCCUGCCUGCGGAGGAAGAAGGAGGGCGACUACGAGGUCCAGCAACGCCACCUGGGCUACUACCUGGCACUCCUAGACCUGAGGAGACGGCAAUGACUGCAUCUUCCUUGGGUCCCUUUUCCCCAGCCAGGCUCCAGAAAAGCUUGGCUGGGGCAGAA
Molecule: messenger RNA, 38003 nt
Organism: Lemur catta (Ring-tailed lemur)
Lineage: Eukaryota; Metazoa; Chordata; Mammalia; Primates; Lemuridae
Gene: MUC16
Product: mucin 16, cell surface associated
Exons: 112
Coding region: 1-37941 (12646 amino acids)
Source: RefSeq, a predicted model, not a curated record